UCUCCCUCGCAGCCACCAUUACUUCAAGUACUGCAAGAUCUCGGCGCUGGCCCUGCUGAAGAUGGUGAUGCACGCCAGGUCCGGGGGCAACCUGGAGGUGAUGGGGCUCAUGCUGGGCAAGGUGGACGGCGAAACCAUGAUCAUCAUGGACAGCUUCGCCCUGCCGGUGGAGGGUACGGAGACUCGCGUCAACGCUCAGGCGGCCGCCUACGAGUACAUGGCAGCGUACAUUGAGAACGCAAAGCAGGUCGGUCGUCUAGAAAAUGCAAUUGGCUGGUAUCACAGUCACCCUGGCUACGGCUGCUGGCUUUCGGGGAUCGACGUCAGUACCCAGAUGCUUAAUCAGCAAUUCCAAGAACCUUUUGUAGCGGUGGUUAUCGAUCCAACAAGAACAAUAUCUGCAGGAAAAGUAAAUCUUGGAGCAUUUAGGACAUAUCCCAAGGGCUAUAAACCUCCAGAUGAAGGUCCCUCUGAAUACCAAACUAUUCCGCUUAAUAAAAUAGAAGACUUUGGUGUACAUUGUAAACAGUAUUAUGCUUUAGAAGUCUCAUACUUUAAAUCAUCUUUGGAUCGUAAAUUGCUUGAGCUUUUGUGGAACAAGUACUGGGUCAACACUCUCAGUUCUUCUAGUUUGCUUACUAAUGCUGACUACACCACUGGCCAGGUCUUUGAUUUGUCUGAAAAAUUAGAACAGUCAGAAGCUCAACUGGGAAGGGGCAGUUUCAUGCUGGGUUUAGAAACUCACGAUAAGAAAUCAGAAGACAAACUUGCAAAAGCAACAAGAGACAGCUGCAAGACCACCAUAGAAGCUAUACAUGGAUUGAUGUCUCAGGUGAUUAAGGAUAAACUUUUUAAUCAAAUUAAUAUAGCUUGAAGUGCAUCACCAGCUGAUAUGCAUCUCCAAAGCAGAAAAAGUCAUGGUUUCUUUUGCUUGGACUUGUUCAAUUUGGGAAAUGAAGCUGGAGUGGAAAAUUAUUCAUUUAAUUUGUAGUACUUUAAUAUUUCCCACCUGUCUGACCAGUUUUAAAGAACAAAAUGUUCUGAAAUGUAGUGCAACUUUUUGUUCUUUAUCAUAAAACACAACUAGUUUGGAGAAUUGUUCCAAAAGAAAAAUAAAUGUGACUUACUGGAUAUUGCUCUUAGGUAUUUAUCUCUAUUAUCCAACUGCAAUAAAGCAAUUUUGAAA
Messenger RNA from Antrostomus carolinensis (chuck-will's-widow), 1186 nucleotides. It is a transcript of the gene COPS5, whose product is annotated as COP9 signalosome subunit 5. The coding region runs from base 62 to 874 and encodes 270 amino acids. The record is from RefSeq and is a predicted model, not a curated record. Gene Ontology annotation, molecular function: protein binding; metallopeptidase activity. The transcript has 7 exons. NCBI's taxonomy places the organism in Eukaryota, Metazoa, Chordata, Aves, Caprimulgiformes, Caprimulgidae.